Molecule: messenger RNA, 459 nt
Organism: Acanthoscelides obtectus
Lineage: Eukaryota; Metazoa; Arthropoda; Insecta; Coleoptera; Chrysomelidae
Source: the annotation of a GenBank genome assembly
UUGAACUGAAUAACGCUUUCAUUUUCAAGGCAUCACGACAUAAAACUGAAUAUUUAUCUUUACGUACUGAAGGCCAGAUACAUUUUGUAUUUGAGACUUAUGAUUUUAAAGCUGAACCAUUUUGAAACGCAACUACUUCCAUUUCUAUCGCAUCGAAGUUGCAAACUGUUGGAUGUCAAUUUCCAUGCAGGUCCUUGAAACGAUUUUUGAAGUUAUCCUUCAAGUUAGAGACUAUUUCUAUAUGACUUUUCUAGUGGACUUUGAGAUAUCUUUUCUGAAACUCAAGCUUUUUGAUAAACGCUUUUAUAUCAGAAAUCAUUUCUGCUGGUUCUUUGUCUCUCCCCUGAAGCUACAAACUAGGUUCAUUUAAUUUUCUGUAAUAUCCACAAGAAAACCAAAAUCUCUAAGCCAGAUUGAUUUUUACAGUUCCGGAAUCGGUUCGUCACGUUCAGUUUUAAA